Molecule: messenger RNA, 1575 nt
Organism: Colletotrichum graminicola M1.001
Lineage: Eukaryota; Fungi; Ascomycota; Sordariomycetes; Glomerellales; Glomerellaceae
Product: heterokaryon incompatibility protein
Exons: 2
Coding region: 1-1575 (524 amino acids)
Source: RefSeq, a predicted model, not a curated record
AUGCCCUCCGGGCACGAGGAAUGGAAGAGUGCCAGGCGCAUCUUAUCACGCGAAAUUGGGAGGGGUUACGACUUGGUCGCUGAAGGCCAUAAUAAUAAAGAAUCCGAAGCCGACACUGCGUAUACACGCAAAACAUUGAUUGAUAAGCUCCUUUGUAGCAGCACGCCUUACAGAUAUGAGCCUCUGCCGCCGAAUUCCAUCCGGCUUCUCGAGAUAUAUCCCUCCAAACUUAAAUAUGAGCCGUUGCAGUGCCGCCUGAUGCCCAUUGGGCUGCAAGACUCCUCAGGGAAGUACGAGGCCCUGAGCUACGUCUGGGGCGAUCCAGACCAGUUAAAAGAAUGGAUUUUCAUCGAUGGGCACUUCAAGGAAGUAUAUAGGACCCUGGCGAGCAUUCUAAUCAAUCUGAGGAGCACUAAAUCUGCGCGGACGCUCUGGGUGGACGCCAUCUGCAUUGAUCAGUCAAGCAUCGAAGAGCGCAACAGGCAGAUCCCUUUUAUGGGAAGCACCUAUCGCGGUGCUACGAGGACAGUGGCAUGGCUUGGUCCUGCAGAAGUGCGUACCCCAGAGACCUUCACGAUUCUUCAGGAGCUCUCCGCAGAGGCGCAGUCUCCCCCAUUUGUGCAGUACUACAGCGCCAUAUCUAGUCAAAACCGCAUCGGCAACUUGCCGUUGUUGCCGGGAUUCGAAAGCAAAGCGCUUCCGUUACCACGGAGCACGGUGCAAGAGAAAUGGGGUGGUGAUAUAGGAAUAUGGGAGGUGCUGGCCUGUCCGUGGUGGUUUCGUGCCUGGACGGUCCAGGAGCUUCUGCUCUCGCAAAAUCUGGCCAUCUCAACUUACUUUGCCAUCCGGACAUUGGAGGAGAGACGCAAACUUCAGCAAUCCCAGCCUGGAUUUUACGUCGUGCACCCCGCCGAGAACCUGUUGCACCUCCUCCUGAACUGCACACACAGAGUCUCGAGAGAUCCGAGAGACAAGAUCUACGCACUGCUCGGUAUGCUCGACGACGGCCAAUCCUCUCCGGCUAACAAGAACUCGCUCGGCGUGGUGGCAAAUCCCGACUAUCAAAACCAUGUCGUCUACAUUUAUAGGCGCAUAUCGCAGCAGUGCAUCGAGAUGACGGGUAGCCUCGACAUUAUCAGCAUUUGCCCACCCUCUACACGACGUGGACUUCUCUCGUGGGUCACCGACUGGAGCGUCACCAACAAGGGUGCCCAUCCUUUGAUGAGCGACUCCAUUAACCGUCCCAGACAGACGCAUGCGACCCGUGGAUCCAAGGCAAAUCCCCGGUUCCUUGUGGAUGCCGCCACCAUUGUUCUCGACGCCUACGAGCUGACAUCAGUAGUUGAAGUCUCGCAAGCUCAGCGGCCAGUGUUUUAUUUUCUGGGUGGGAAUGGCGAGAGUCGUCUCGUCGGGGAGACAGGGGAUGUGAAAAAGGGUGUGAAGCAAACACUUACAGAACUCUGGCACUUUUACGAACUUCUGGCCGAAUACUGGAGUGUCAUGUUCGAAUGGGAAAAGUUUGCCGCCAGGAGGCAGCCGCAGAACCCCACGGACAAACCCAACUCGGUCUACUGA